This is a messenger RNA of Vicia faba (fava bean), 438 nucleotides long. The record is from the annotation of a GenBank genome assembly. NCBI's taxonomy places the organism in Eukaryota, Viridiplantae, Streptophyta, Magnoliopsida, Fabales, Fabaceae.
AUGGCGGAGGUUACUCUCAUCGCUCACCUUCUCAACCAAACCCUCAGCCCAGACGCCGCCGCCGUUCGUGCCGCCACCGAUGAGCUCGACCGCCUAUCUCCGACUCCUCACUUCCCUUUCCAUCUCCUCUCAAUUUCCACUGGUGGAGAAAAUCAAGGUCAGAAAAUUGCUGCUGCAACUUAUCUGAAAAACCACACUCGCCGGAAUGUCGAUAGCAGCGGCGCCACGCCUUCCAAUGUGAGCAAGGAGUUCAAGGACCAGUUGAUGCAAGCUUUGCUUCAAGUUGAAUUUCCCGUUCUCAAGAUCUUAGUUGAAGUGUUCCGAGUUGUUGCUGCUGCAGAUUUUGUUAAGCAGAGUCUGUGGCCGGAUCUUGUGCCUAAUCUGCAGUCUGCUAUUCAGAAUAGUCAUCUUAUUAAUGACCCUUUCAGUAUUUUUUGA